AUGUCGAAGAGGUCCGUGGAUGGCAGCACAGCUGUGCCAGAGAGCGCAUUGUCAGACGAUGACAUGGAAACGUCCUCAGGGCGAUCGAAUCGGACGCAGUCGCAGCUAGGAUCAGGGCGAGUAGCCCGCAACAUUCGCCGAACCUUGCUACACCAUGCAGGCUCCGAGGCAGAGAAGGAAUCGAUCCGUGGUCUGACCAACCAGCAGUUGCUAACCAGGAGGGACGGGCAUCGCCAAGCGGGUGCCGCUGCUGCGAUUUUCCCGACAGCUGGUGGGGAACAGCAGCCGAAGCUGGAUGCUGGCAUCGUGUAUGGUGACCUGGUGAGACAGCAAGUGAGCGUGGCCAGUAUGAUGGAGAUGUUCUUGGAGAGCCUUCAGAACUUCGAGGCGGAGCUCAGCAGCAUGCACUUCUCCAGCGCAGAGUUAGAGGUCGCCGGGAAGAUCACGUCCUUGUGCGGACGGUGCUGCAUGUGCGACAAGGUGGCCUCAGAUGCACACCUGACGUCAAAGGUGCAUGAAAUGAAGCUGAAAGAGACAGCAUUGCUUGUGCGGAUGCUCGGCGAGCCGAAGAAGUUUGGUCAUGUGUUUCGUUUCGGUGGUGGAUGUGUCGGGCCCCUGACACAGGAGAACAUAAAGAACUACUGGGGGGAAGUCGAGAAUCUCAUCAAAGCCGCCCGGAACAAAUCACAUUUCCAUCUCAAAGCGACAGGCGCGGCGAGCAGCAAAGUCGUGCCGCGGACGGCACGGCAGUUCGAAAUAGUGGUGGUCAGCUAUGAUCCCACCCAAGGCUGCAAAGCCUAUCGCACAUCGUCGCUCGCCGUCGACUGGUGCAACGUGCCAGCGACGGCCGCGACGACAACGAUGCCUGCAUUGCCACCUGGGCAGACAUGGUGGCCGGUGGUCCGACUUGGUCUCGACCCCUUGCCUGGCAAGCAUGUUUCGGACGGCGAGUUGGAGGCUUAUUGCUGCGUCUAUCAGCUGCUGCAGGAUCCGGCUCCGGCUUGGUGGUUCGGAUGA
Messenger RNA from Symbiodinium sp. CCMP2592, 1017 nucleotides. The record is from the annotation of a GenBank genome assembly. NCBI's taxonomy places the organism in Eukaryota, Dinophyceae, Suessiales, Symbiodiniaceae.